This is a messenger RNA of Cyprinodon variegatus (sheepshead minnow), 1521 nucleotides long. RefSeq names its product abl interactor 2-like. The transcript is spliced from 5 exons. Gene Ontology annotation, molecular function: SH3 domain binding. Bases 300 to 1214 code for a protein of 304 amino acids. Lineage: Eukaryota; Metazoa; Chordata; Actinopteri; Cyprinodontiformes; Cyprinodontidae. The record is from RefSeq and is a predicted model, not a curated record. Gene Ontology annotation, cellular component: lamellipodium.
CCUUUUAUUUGUGUUAAUCAUAACCUAUAUGCAAACCGAAUAAUGUGAAACAUUAGUUUAUAGUAGUAGUAAUGUAGGAAACGUUUCCUGUGUUUGGGGUUUGGUGUGAUCCACCUGGAGCAGCCCUGCCCAGAGAGCAGCUCAGAAAUCUCUUCCCUGAGGGAUUUUCCGCCUUCUCCACCGACACAAACACCUCCCUGCGUGGACGGCUCGUGAUAUGAAGAAAAAAAACUUUUCCAUCACAAGCAAACAGCCACUGCUAGUUUCUUUUACAGGAGAGAUUAUUAACUGCGGCAGCCAUGGGAGAAAUCACAGCUCCAAAGAACUUCUCACAAGUUAUAACUGAGAUCUUACAGGAAGCGCCAGCUGCCAGGAAAGAUCUGGUUGAUAACCACAGCAACCUUCUCCAAGUGGCAGAUUACUGCGAAAAUAACUAUCUCCAGGCAGAUGAUCCAACCAAAGCUGUGGAGGAGACCAAGGCUCUGACCACCCAGGCUUUGGCCAGCGUCAGCUACCAGAUCAACAGCGUGGCCAGCACCCUGCUCAGGCUGCUGGACUCCCAGGCCAUGCAGAUCAAAGAUAUGGAGUCAUCUGUCAACCUGCUGUCACUGGCUGCAGCGAUCCACUUGGAGAAGGUGGCCCGACGGGAGAUCGGCACCUUCACCACGCCCAAAGACAAGACCCGAUCAAAGCCCCUGGCCCCGCCCCCUUCAGGCAAGGAACCGGAGGCCGGUUACAUGAGAGUUCCGAUAUCAUACACCAUCUUAGACUCUGUGGGCCACUAUUUCCAGGUCAAAGGGCAGCCGUCCAGCAAGAAUCCAGAGACCACAGAGAACACAGAGAAAACUGAAGAACGCUCAGCGUCGAGCCACGGCAUCGCCGUUCCUCUGCCCUCUGUUCCCACUAAGCCCACCGAGAGCAGCCUGCCUCCCCCUCCUCCCCCUGCCUCUGCUACCAACCUGCCUCCCCCUCCUCCCUCUACGGACGCUGGCCUCCCUCCUCCAUCCUCCUUUCCCUCCCCAACAAAUCUCCCCCCACCUCCUCCUCCACCAACCGCCACCCUGUCGGACAACAGCUUCCUGCCACCUCCUCCACCUCCUGCUGCCAGCAAUACCAGUCUACCUCUUCCCCCUCCUCCUCCUCCUCCUCCUCCAGCAGCCGGCGGUGUGCCACCACCACCACCACCUCCCCCUCCCCCACCGCCUCUCCCCUAGAAGGUAGAUUGCGGUCGGUCAUGGGAGCUACUUGUAAUUAGAAGAUCUAAAGUGUUUAAACCCUGGAAAUUUCUUCUGUGAUGAAUGAUAAAUCAUGAGCCUAAAAUGACAUCUUUCUAGGGAAGAAAAUCCCGCUUUCAGCUCUCUUUAACAGAAGAGCAGCUGCGGAGAUUCUCCCGACGAGUCCAGACAACAACUCCACCACAUUCCUUAAAAACAAGCUGAAACAGGGCUUUCUGUGUUUCUGUCAUCACCGUUUUCAUCACGCUGUAUGUUUUUUCCCUUUGCUAUCACAUCCAUACCUCAU